AUGCCAUUCGACUAUUUCCAGCCCAGUCCAGCCAGACAGUUUCUCAGUCUCACUAAGAAAUCACGUGUGACUGGAGGGCAAAUAAAUACGGCCUUUCAGAGACUCAAGCCUCUCCAACCAGAUGAUUUGAUCGGUGAAUGGGACGGAUAUAUUCUUACCACUGGCCACCCAUUUGAAGAAAAGCUGGACGAUCUCAAUUGGUUCGGCAAUACAUUUUAUUCCUUCGACGAUGUGACCCCGUUGAUCGUUGCACGAAAUGGGGAACGGGUGCCCUUUGAGGAUUGGGGGCGUGCAUCUUUGCGGGAGAUCAAGUAUGAUGGAGUCGUUUCUGCGGCGUUGGUCUACGAUGAGCGGCCCAUAAUGGUUCACUACCGGGCUGUGAAACGUAGUCCCUGCCGACACGAGGAUGUCGUCUGGGCAAAUUAA
Messenger RNA from Penicillium paradoxum, 426 nucleotides. RefSeq lists its product as uncharacterized. NCBI's taxonomy places the organism in Eukaryota, Fungi, Ascomycota, Eurotiomycetes, Eurotiales, Aspergillaceae. Bases 1 to 426 code for a protein of 141 amino acids. The record is from RefSeq and is a predicted model, not a curated record. The transcript is spliced from 3 exons.